Molecule: messenger RNA, 681 nt
Organism: Pteropus alecto (black flying fox)
Lineage: Eukaryota; Metazoa; Chordata; Mammalia; Chiroptera; Pteropodidae
Gene: PROP1
Product: PROP paired-like homeobox 1
Exons: 3
Coding region: 1-681 (226 amino acids)
Biological process (GO): regulation of transcription by RNA polymerase II; pituitary gland development
Cellular component (GO): transcription regulator complex
Molecular function (GO): DNA-binding transcription factor activity, RNA polymerase II-specific; RNA polymerase II cis-regulatory region sequence-specific DNA binding
Source: RefSeq, a predicted model, not a curated record
AUGGAAGCAGAAGGGAGGACUGAGCUGGGUAAGCAAAAGAAGGGGAGAGUUUGCAGCAGCCUCUGGCCAGAGAGCUACCCAGCCACUGGGACUCGGACCUCCACAGUAGAUGUGGGCCCUCAGCCUUACAGGAACCUCCCUGGUGUAGGAGUGGGAAGACCAAGGCUUUCUCCUCAAGGUGGACCAAGGGGUCACCCACACACCCGGCGGCGCCACCGCACCACCUUCAGUCCAGCGCAGUUGGAACAGCUGGAGUCAGCCUUUGGGAGAAACCAGUACCCCGACAUCUGGGCCCGAGAGGGCCUUGCCAGGGACACAGGUCUCGGCGAGGCCAGAAUCCAGGUCUGGUUCCAGAACCGCAGAGCUAAGCAGAGGAAGCAAGAGCGGUCACUGCUUCAGCCACUGGUCCAUCUGCCUCCUGCCACCUUCUCUGGUUUCUUGCCUGAGUCCCCUGCUUGCCCCUACUCCUACUCAACGCCAUCUCCACCGGUGACCUGCUUUCCUCACCCCUAUAAUCACGCCCUUCCCUCUCAGCCUUCUACAGGUGGUUCCUUUGCUCGACCCCACCAGUCUGAAGACUGGUACCCUGCCUUGCAUCCAAACCCUGCUGGUCAUCUGCCCUGUCCCCCACCCCCACCCAUGCUUCCCCUCAGCCUUGAGCCACCAAAGUCCUGGAACUAA